Exaiptasia diaphana is the source of this 2314-nucleotide messenger RNA. RefSeq lists its product as uncharacterized. NCBI's taxonomy places the organism in Eukaryota, Metazoa, Cnidaria, Anthozoa, Actiniaria, Aiptasiidae. Bases 115 to 1485 code for a protein of 456 amino acids. The transcript is spliced from 4 exons. The record is from RefSeq and is a predicted model, not a curated record.
CAUGACGACUUUGUCUGUAGACAAGCGAAGCAAGCAAACCCUGUACUAGCCAGACAACUAACUGUCACUCCUUGAAUACAGUGCCAGUUCCAUUCCUGAGACAAGCAGCUUAUAAUGAAAGCAKUGAUUUGGUGUUCGUUAUUUAUUGUGAUCCUUCAGCAAGUGGACGGAAGCCCAUGGGUCUUCGAAGAAAUCAAGCCAAUAUCAGCUUCAGAAAGCGUGAAAAAGUCUUCGGUACCAGAAAAACCUGUGCAGGAAAUAGACCCAUCGAAAACACUUGUACAUAUCAAAGAAGAUAUUCGUAGUGAUAUUCUAGGAAACAAUGGCACAACCUUCAAAUACAAAGAAGGAGUCAAAAAGCUUCUCGAUUUUUUAGGUUCAGGAUCAGCAAAUGACGAUAAGUUAAAAAACAAGAACAAUGACACUACAACACAGGAUGACCAGCAUAAACAAGAUCAUCAAGCUGACGAUGGCGUUGCAAAAAUACUUCUUCAGUUUGACAAAGGCCAUACAAACGACCAAAUCCCCUCAAACGUUAAUGCUUCCCAAGUUAAACAACCUAAGUUACUUAGCAACRCUGUCUCAAGUCUUGUAAGUAAUGACGGCCUUGUAACCAAGACAACGCAAAGUUACCWACCAAAGCUACCAGUUGCGGUGCGAAGUCAAACRCCAUUGGUUUCAUCUACAAAUACAGCACAGAUAYCCUCUCUGCAACAACAACAAAAUGUGUUCACCAAAAACAAAAUKCCAUAUUUCGGCAUCAAGAACGACGUUGCAAUGGCGGCACAACUUGCCAGACAAAAGGUUUUAAGAAAAAGCUACAUUCCUUAUUCGUCGGUUCCCAAAUAUCAACCAUACCACCCAUAUAUGGCAUAUAAGAAGUCAUCUUUACCAUAUGGAUGGUACAAUACAAACAGUAACAUCGCUACUCAACAACAGCAGGUCAGCCCGCAUUAUCCAUAUCAACAAAUAAGUCCGCUAAUCAYGCGGUCRAAGGUUCCCAAUUUAUUAUAUAGAAACCCGUAUUCGACGUACACMAAGAGCUACAUUCCUAAACCUAAUCCAAGCCUAUAUAGGCURCCGACUUUCAAAAAGGCAGCUCAACUCAGCAAACCACCUGCUCUCAUGCGGUUUUCAACCAUAAAUAAUGCGCGCGCACCAAUUUUUCAACAUGCUCAAAUUGCGCAUGUUCCGUUAUACCGACAGCCAAUGCAGUGGAAUAGUGUACCACAUGGYUUGGAGUAUGGUAGACCCAGAUAUCGACGCAUGGCAGUUACWAAUCGCGGUCGAAAAUAUGACGGACUUCAAUCUCCGCGUGAAAAGGUGGCACAAAAAACUCCACUACCUCUCCCACUGGCAUCGAUUAUGACAGCAGCGAGAAUUGUGGUUCCUGCUCGUCCWAAUACACUCAACGGAGCAUCAAAGUCGAAUGUUGAAACAAUACAACCCGAUAAUGCUGAGCAACCGAAUGCACGCGCAGUGUAGUCAGUCAGCUGAUAGUAUCUACAAUUACAGCCUGAUCUAUAGACAGAAUCAUUUUCAAAGAAGUUAGUAUUUCAUGUGUACUGUAUUACUAAAAAACUCAAUAGCUGGGUAUUGAUGAGUAGCAGUUGAUAGCAAAUUUUCACGAGCUUUUUUUUCAAAAUAACAGAAAUCCGAAUAUAAUUAAUUUUGCUAAAUACUUUACUUACAAYAGACCUUUUUUAAGGGUUGAGUGGUGACUUGCGGUUUUGCAGUUAUAAGCGAGGCAGAAUCGGGCAACAAAAUCAAGUGCUGUGCYUUUAGAGCUUGUUAAUGUUACUAAAAAACAAUUUCUGUUGUUUCGCAUUCUUGUUCAUUUAAGAGGUAAACGUGUUGCCCGAUUUUUCCUCGCUUUGGUUUUAACCGUGGAAAGGACCAUUCAAAGAGCCUUGAUAAUUGGAUCAAGAUGAUCAUGACCACGAAACGGCGCAUAAUUGCAUYACUUUUAUGGGUCAGUUUCUCUUUAAGGAUUUUUUAUGACUAAUUAGUUUAUAUUAGACAUCUUUCAUAAAUAAUGCAUGAUAUUUUAUAGAUAAACAACAAUUACGAGGGCUCAUAACACGACAAUUUUGCUUUCUGUAACUAUCAGGCUUUUGAAUCGACUCUUGCACCAAGCAACUCGGGGAAAAAAACCGUCGUGAGCUACCUUAACAGAUCUCAAAAUUUAGAUAUGAAUAUAACAAAUAAAUCAUGUUUUAUUUGUACUCAGAGAGUGUGUAAUUUACAUUAUAAUGCAUGUGAUSCCUUCUCUUAAAGCCAAAUUUCGUAGUUCAUUAUAUUUGGUGAGGCACAA